Molecule: messenger RNA, 2942 nt
Organism: Mugil cephalus (flathead mullet)
Lineage: Eukaryota; Metazoa; Chordata; Actinopteri; Mugiliformes; Mugilidae
Product: beta-1,3-galactosyl-O-glycosyl-glycoprotein beta-1,6-N-acetylglucosaminyltransferase 4-like
Exons: 3
Coding region: 1224-2525 (433 amino acids)
Cellular component (GO): membrane
Molecular function (GO): acetylglucosaminyltransferase activity
Source: RefSeq, a predicted model, not a curated record
CCAAAGAACUUCAUGCGUCAUUGGCUCGUUUUUGGUUUUAAUUUUGGUUUAGUAGAUUUUAUUUUAAUACAUGCAAAAUACACACAAAUGAGUUUAUUUUUGUCUUUAUCGACGACACGUUACAUAAAAUGUUAACUGUUUGGCAAAAUCUAAACUUUGAAGCCUGAAUUUACUUUGUGUGCCAAUAAACUCCCCAAAGUAAACUGAGGAACAGAUCUCCACCCCCUCACAGUUUGUGCCAACCAGCUCGAGUAAAAACAAUCUACUACUUUCGUCGUGUUAUCGUCAUGAAGCUGAAGAGUGAGCUCUGUCAUCCUCCUACAUUUGAUACGUGUCUGGAACCAGUGGAGCUUGUAUUGAUGGGAAACGGAGGGGAAGCUCCCUCCCCCCACGCACGUUCUGCUCAAUAUUGACUAAAAAAUAUCCAGUGUUUUAACGGAGGCCUCUUUUCUGUCAACUUUCUGUCCCUCUCCAACAUCUCUGGGUUAUUUUGAGCGCAGACAAUGAAGGCAUUCAAAGGCCGCGGCCCUUUCCACCCCCUCCCCACCUGGACCACAUUCAGCAGGAUCUGGUUCGCAAACAGGUUUGCUCACUUCUCUCAUCCCUCUUGUCAAAAAUUCAGAUUCAACCCCACUCACUGUCGCGCGUUAUGGUACGUCAGAGGGCCACGGUUUCCUUGAACUUGUGCGCCGUCAGUUGGGCUCGGAUGACAGGGUUUUCAUUCAUCGCGCUUCGCUCGGCUCCGCUCCAACUUUACCUGUGCGCUCUCUCUCCGCCCAACCCGCGGUGUUCAUCCUUUUAUUCGCUCGCGACAUAUUCCACGCGUUGAAUAGAUGAAGUAGACGGAGCGGGGAUCACGCACGGAGCUUUUUUUUCUCUCUCUCUCUCUCUCCUUUUUUUUUACUGUUGCAGGACUUAUCAGUAUUUAGUUUCUCCGGACCCCUCCCACUUCCCGAGUCCGCUUUGCUUUGCUGAGAACCUUGGUCCAACCACACACCGAAACUCUGCGCAUGCCGAGCUCCCUGGCAAUAUUUAGCAGUUAGAUUACAAUGUGGACAAAUCAGCUCGUGGCGCCUGUUGUGGCUCGAGUUUGUGCCGUCGACAGAUGUCGCGCCAGCGGUGCGUAAAAAGCGGAACGCCGGAGAAGAUCGCUCCUUACUUCUUUUGGCAUCGGCUGGUUUGAUGAGGCGGUUGGCAAACCUGCACCUGCGUAUGGAGCCAGAAUGAAUGCAAGAUGUGUACCGGUGAAGCUGAGAAGAAAGCGGCUCAUUCCUUCCAUCCUCUCACUGCUGACUAUAUGCGUCCUGCUCCUGGUCUGUGCCAAGUACAACUUCAUCACAGAGACUGUAAUAAUCCCGUCGGUUUUGGACAUGCAGACUUUUCACAAGUACAGCAUCGACUGCUCGAAUAUCUAUGACAUGGACCCGGUGGAGGUGGGGAAGUCCCUGAUCAUCAGAAAGAAACAAAUCACUGACGAUACAGAUGAAAGUCUGGUUAAUCUCACCUCCAACUGCUCAUCGUUCGUGCAGCUCCGAGGUUACGAGGAUGUGUGCGUUUCGGAUGAGGAGAUGGACUUCCCCAUCGCCUAUUCUUUAGUUGUGCACAAAUCUGCCUGGAUGGUAGAGAGACUCAUCCGAGUUCUGUACUCCCCCAGUAACAUCUACUGCAUCCACUAUGACAAAAAGUCCUCGCCCCAGUUCAUCUCGGCUAUGGAGGGCCUGGCACGCUGUUUGCCCAACGUCUUCAUAGUCAGCAAGCAGGAGUCUGUGUUUUAUGCCAGCAUCAGCCGGCUAAAAGCUGACCUCAACUGCCUGUCGGAUCUCUUGGCAUCAGAAGUCAAGUGGCGAUACGUCAUCAACCUCUGCGGCCAAGACUUCCCCCUCAAGUCCAAUAUCGAGCUGGUUUCAGAGCUGAAGAAAUUAAAAGGAGCCAACAUGCUGGAGACGAGCCGACCCACCGAGUUCAAGAAGCAGAGGUACGCGUUCCACCACGAGCUCAGGGACGUGAGCUUCGAGUAUCAGAAGCUGCCCGUGAAGACGGAGAAGGCCAAGACGCCGCCGCCGCACGGGAUCGAGAUGUUCUCCGGGAACGCCUACUUCGUGCUGUCGCGGGAGUUCGUCGCACACAUGGACUCGUCGGCCGUGGUGAAAGAUUUUCUGGAGUGGUCGGAGGACACCUACUCCCCGGACGAGCACUUCUGGGCCACGCUGGCGCGAAUGCCGGGCUUCCCCGGGGAGGUGCCCCGGUCCCAGGCGGACAUCACCGACCUGAUGAGCAAGACCAGGCUGGUGAAGUGGGAGUACCUGGAGCAGCACCUGUACCCGUCGUGCACCGGGGCCCACGUUCGAAGCGUCUGCAUUUUCGGCGCGGCGGAAAUGCGCUGGCUGCUCAACUACGGCCACUGGUUCGCCAACAAGUUCGACCCCAAAGUGGACCCCGUCCUCAUCCAGUGCCUGGAGGAGAAGCUGCAGGAGAAGCAAAAGUCAUUCCAGCCGCGGGCCUCCUCAGACUGUCGAAAGGGUUAAGGGUGAAAAAAGAGCAGAGCUGGAGACGUUUGACAGGAAACUAAUCUGCCGCUAACACCACAGCUGAUGAAUGGUGUGACUAAUUUUUGACACUUUGCCUUUGUUUCACUUUUUACCACAUAGCUCCUUGGUUGUCUUUUCAACUAUGCACUGUUGGUUGGAGGAGCUAAGACAUUUGAUGUGUUUUGUGCAACGGUGAGACGACAUUUAAACAGUUAACAUUUAAACAGUUAAAUGAGAAUAGAGGGUAUGCACUGACGUCACUGGUUGGAGACACGGUCCCUCGUGUCAAAAACACAGUGAAAUGUAGCAACAAAUACAGUCAAACCAGGAAAAAUGUGGAUUAUCAGAUCAAAUUAAGGACAGUUGAACUCAACAAUGAUCCAUAUGAACUAGUGUGGAUGUCGAAAAAGUGGA